Messenger RNA from Xyrichtys novacula (pearly razorfish), 7177 nucleotides. Lineage: Eukaryota; Metazoa; Chordata; Actinopteri; Labriformes; Labridae. The record is from the annotation of a GenBank genome assembly.
AUGAAUUUGCACAACAUGGAGAUGGAGAGGAUGAGUGAUUGUGUCGAGGAAGAGGAGGGCAGAGCAGAGUCGGUCGUGUCUGACUGUCUGUCUAUGAAGAGUGACUGGUCUAAAAGUGUUCCACCAGACUUCAGUAAAGAACCAGGACCCUCAGAUUCACAGUAAGAGAAACACUUUUCACCCUCCAAACUCUCAAACAACAACAAUUUAUAUUUCAAAAACAAAACUUUAAAUUCUGACCCCUCUGUUUUCUACCAUGGUGAGAAAAAUGAUCUCCUCUGCUCUCAAAACACUGAUUUUCCUCUUUAACCUGCCAACCUGGAUAAAGGGCUGGUGAACAAAAAGUCACUGAGCACAGAUUUACUUAUUAUUCAUCAUGUUGAUAAAAAUGAAGGUCGUAUAAAACAGCAUUUGAAAAGGAUUCUGACCUCUGUAUUUUCUGAUUUGGUUCCUGUGUUUGGGAUGUUUUGAGUCUGUAAGUCUUUGGACUGUGGUGUAUAGACCCCAGAAAACAGUCUGUGGGUCACAAAAUACCAGAAGACCAACGAAGAAAUAAAUCCUGAGAAAUGGAAACGAAUUCAAAGCAUCAGUCUGUUAUUAGACCUUUAGAUCUGAUUGGUUAAAAAAAUGUUUUAAACUGUCAGAGAAAAUCUCUCUACCUACAAAAAAAACAACCAAAAUCUCAGUUUAGUUUUUCUCCUGUCUCCACACUUUCAGGCAGCAGCAGCUGAAUAUUUUACAGGAGAUUGUUUUAUGUUUGAGAAAAGAGUGAGGUCAGAAACUCUGGUUUAAUAAAUCCUUAUUCUGUAUCUUUCAAACAUGAAAUGAUAAAGAAAAUAAAUGUUCUUUAUUUCCACAGAGAGACACAGAGAUGUGACUCUGUGGAGGAGCAGCUGUCCAGCUCUGAAGGAAGUAAGUCUGAACAUCUGUCCUCUAAAGUCUCUGUGGAUGAAAGCUCAGCUGACUGAUUUUCACAAAGAUGUUUUCGUGUUGAGCAGUUUGGUUCAUUUGAUUUUUCUUCUCUUUCAGAAGAUCGCGGUCUGCAGGAGGUUUUAGAUGAACAUAAGAUCAGCCUGAAGAGGAGAUGUGAACGUGUGAAUGAAGGAAGUGAUGGAACAGGAAGUAGUCAAACCCUCCUCAACAGGAUCUUCACUGAGCUCUACAUCACAGAGGGACUGAGUGAAGAGGUGAACACACAACAUGAGGUGAGACAGCUGGAGACAGUUUCAAAGAUGAAGACCCUCCAUGACAUGCCCAUCAAGUGUCAUGAGAUCUUUAGAGUCUUACCAGGUCAACAGGAAGUGGUCAGAGUGGUUCUGACCAACGGCGUGGCUGGUGUUGGAAAAACCUUCUCAGUGCAGAAGUUCACUCUGGACUGGGCAGAGGGUUUGGAGAACCAAGACCUCAAUCUGGUGAUCCUGCUUUCAUUCAGGGAGCUGAACCUGAUCAGAGAUGAGCGCUUCAGUCUUCUGAGUCUGCUCCAUGUUUUCCAUCCAACACUAGAGAAGGUCACAGCAGAGACGCUGUCUGUCUGUAAACUUCUGUUCAUCUUUGACGGUCUGGAUGAAAGCAGACUGUCUCUGGAUUUCACAGACUCUGAGGUGGUGUCUGACGUCACACAGAAGUCUUCACUGAACGUUCUGUUAACAAACCUCAUCAAGGGGAACCUGCUCCCCUCAGCUCUCAUCUGGAUAACUUCUCGACCUGCAGCAGCCAAUCAGAUCCCUCCUUCAUGUGUGGACAGGGUAACAGAAGUACGAGGCUUCACUGACGCCCAGAAGGAGGAGUACUUCAUGAAGAGGUUCAGAGAUGAAGAUCUGUCCAGAAGAAUCAUCUCACACAUCAAGUCCUCCAGGAGCCUCCACAUCAUGUGUCAGAUCCCGGUCUUCUGCUGGAUCUCUGCUACAGUUCUGGAGGACAUGAUGAGCAGAGAACAGAGAGGAGAGCUACCCAAGACCCUGACGGACAUGUACUCACACUUCCUGCUGGUCCAGACUAAGAGGAAGAAGCAGAAGUAUGAAGGAGGACAUGAGACAAGUCCUCAGGAGCUGAUGGAGGCUGACAGUGAAGUCCUCCUGAAGCUGGGGAGGCUGGCCUUUGAACAUCUGGAGAAAGGAAACAUCAUGUUCUACCAAGAAGACCUGGACCGGUGUGGUCUGGAUGUCUCAGAGGCCUCGGUGUACUCAGGAGUUUGUACAGAGAUCUUUAGAAGAGAGAGUGUGAUCUUCCAGAAAACUGUUUACUGUUUCGUUCAUCUGAGCGUCCAGGAGUUUCUGGCUGCAGUCUACAUGAUCCACAGUUUCACAAGCAGGAACACAGAAGCUCUGAAGACUUUUCUAAGAGGCAACGAAGACAAAGAAGACAUUUCUUCAGAGAUGGUUUCCAGAUUUUUUCAAGACCUGGGUUAUUUUUUCUCAUCUCUGGAUGUCUUCCUGAAGAAUGUCAUGGAGAAAUCCCUUUUCAGUAAAAACGGUCACCUGGACCUGUUUGUUCGCUUCCUUCAUGGACUCUCUCUGGAGUCAAACCAAAGACUCUUAGGAGGUCUGCUGGGUCACACAGACAACAGUCCAGAAGUGAUCCAAAGAAUCAUCAACAACCUAAAGGAGAUGAACAGAGAAGAUAUCUCUCCUGACAGAAGCAUCAACAUCUUCCACUGUCUGAUGGAGAUGAACGAUCUGUCAGUUCAUCAGGAGAUCCAAGAGUUCCUGAAGUCAGAGAACAUAUCAGAGAAGAAACUCUCAGAGUUCCACUGCUCUGCUCUGGCCUACAUGCUGCAGAUGUCAGAGGAGGUUCUGGAUGAGUUGGACUCACAGAAGUAUAACACAUCAUACCAGGGGAAACUGAGACUGAUCCCAGCUGUGAGGAACUGCAGAAAGGCCGUGUAAGUCCAGGUUUUAUUCUCAGAAUAGUGUAAAUGAUCCCUGUAGUUCUUCUAAUGUGCACGUUACUGAUGAUGUUCUUCAAAUAGAAAUCAACUCAAAUAUUAGGGAGGGGGUUUCUUUAGGUUUGGCAAAAACAUGAUCCUGGUGUCUCAAGUCCUGUUAGCCCAGGAUGAGGUCUACCUGUGGACCCCUGAGAACUUGUCCUGAUUGUGGAGGACCUCUUUGUUUUUAAUCGUGUCUGUAAUGAAUAAAGUGGAACUUUCAGGACAAAUCAGUGACCAUAUCUGAGGACACACAGAGGUCUUCUGAUGAUGGUAUCAGUCCAAAUCAACAUCUCAGUCGCUUGUGGUGAACUUGAGUUUGAAGAAGGUGUCUGCAGCUUCUUCCUGCUGGUUUUCAGGUUGGAAAUGAUGAAUCUGUUGUAAAUGAGGGUGUUGACAGCAUUGAUGGUGAAAAUAGAUGUAAAUUGGUCAGACUGCUGCCUUCUGCUGAAACAGCCUUUGAACAAACACUGCAGCAGACUGGGGUUUGAUCCAGGUCUGAGGCUGUGAGACUGAACCAAGUCUAAAGGACUAGCAAGACAGACUUUUUUAGGGAGCAGAAAAGUCUGUUUUUGACCAUAACUAGCAUGACUGUCAUUAGGUUGAAUUAAUACAGGUACCCAUAUUGAUCCUCCAUGUUGAUAUUAUCAGGACUCAUUAUUGAUACCUCACUUCAUGAUUUAGUUUAAACAUUUAAAAAAGUCAUGAAAACAUGUUCAAAGAUGAAUCUGUUUUAUUUGCUCUGACUCCAAAUGUUUCUUUCUGCAUGAAACACACAAACUAGAAAAAUUCAAUCUGUUACUUUUAUAGGAGUCAUGAGAACGUACGCCCCCUAGAGUUACAUGGAGAAAAAACUUUGAUUGUGAAAACAAAGAAAUCAUCAACUCUUCAAAUGUUCAGAGUCAAACCAGCUCUAACCUGCUAAAAAACGAUGUUAUCUGAACCAAUCAUAGAAAAAGGAGCUGCUGUGAUUUAGUGAGUCGUCCUCUGAUUGGUCAACAGUCAGUGUCUAUGGAAAGACUUACAUUACAGCAGGAUGUCAACAUUAAGUACUGAGAGGAGCACUGAUUCUCCAAGAGGUACUUUGGAUACUAACCAAUCACAUACCAGGACCAAAAACCUGGUUCUCAGUCCCCUUCUCCAACCAGAACUCAAGAAUUCACACAGUCAUAAUGAUCCAGCUGCACUAACAUGAAGACAACACUGUUAGAGAUCAGAAUGACUAAAAUAAGUCAUGGAGUCAUUUGUCUUGAACAUCUGAACAGUUUUUUUUUUCUUCUAAACUUUGACUUCCUGUCUUCUCUCAUGGCUGUGGUCCUGAUAUUAGUAUCUGUCUGGUUAAAAACAGGCCGUCUGUCAAACGAAAGAUCAUGUUUAAGUUGUUUUUGGUGAAGAGAAACAUCAAAUUACCCUUCAAUGAAAUAUUGUUUGAUAUUUAUGUUGUUACAGAUUUUAUAACUGUGGACUCUCAGAGACUCACUGUGAAGUUGUGGCCUCAGCUCUGAAGUCCAACCCCUCCCAUCUGAGACAUCUGGACCUGAGCUUAAACACACUGCAGGAUUCAGGAGUGAAGCUUCUCUCUGCAGGACUGGAGAGUCCAAACUGCAGACUGGAGACUCUGAUGUGAGACACCAUUUUCUUCUGAUCCAACAAUAAGAUGUGACAGUUUCUGCCUUAGAUUUUUCUCUGUGGUUUUUCCAUCAACUUUGGUCGAGCAGUUUGAAUUUGUUGUUGUAAAACUUCAACACAGGAAGAAAAAUCUGACAUUUCAGAGUUGACUUUGAGUAGAACGAUGGAUGUAGAAAGGAAGCAGGAGAAAAUCAGUCCCACAAAUGUUACACAUGCUUGUAGAGGGCAGGAGCAGCACAGACUAAAGGCUGAUAUUGAACUGAUCCACAGUUAAUGUGAUCACUAAUGAAUGAAUGAAGCGUCAGAGAAAUGAUGAGCUGCAGAUUGAAACCUGAAGAACAAAGUUAAUCCAACUCUGGAUCUUUCAUUUGGAAACUCUUGAAAACUUGAAUUUCUUCUUUGCUCAGUCGUGUUCAAAUGUAAAAACCAGAUCCAGAUUUUUCUGCAGUUUUCUCUUCAGUUUGUUGAACAUUAACAUCAUCUUGUCCAGUUGGUCCAUAAAAACCUCUCUGAUCAAUGAUCUGUUGGUUUAUUUAAGAGUAGUUUGGCAGUUGUUGACAGCAGACGGACAGAGCCCUGAAUCUACUCCUGACUAUUUUAAUCUUCAUGAAGAAUUCAGGACUACAGGAAAACCUUUGAGAUUUCUCACAUUAGUUUCUCAGGAUCUCACUAAAGUUUCCUGUAUCUUCAAAAUUUUCUCGACUGAAUAAUUCCUCGGGAUCUUCAAAAAGUUUAAAGAGGAUUUUACAAAGUUCCUCAAGAUCAACUCUGAAAAAGUUCUUUCAUGUCCUUCAGGGGCUCAAGAACAUUGAGUCAUUAAAAGCAGGAACAGUUUCUUCAGAGGUUCAAUGAUUUUUUUCUUUUUUUUCAGACUGAGUGACUGCAGUUUGUCAGAGAUCAACUGUUCUUCUCUGGCCUCAGCUCUGAAGUCCAACCCCUCCCAUCUGAGACAUCUGGACCUGAGAGACAACAAUCUGCAGGAUUCAGGAGUGAAUCUGCUGUGUGACUUUCUGCAGAGUCCAAACUGUGAACUUGAGACUCUGAGGUCAGACUUUUUCCCUCCAUUCAAACAUUAUCAUGAUUUGUUUGUGAUGAUGACACUAAACUGCUGACUCAGGACUGAAAUACUGACCCAGACUGAACACCUUCAGUCCAGAGUAGAUUUUUGCAUCAGUGGAUUAUUUGAUUGACUCCAGUUAGAUCACUGCUGAGCUCCAGUGAAUUAAAACCUGAACCCAAGAAGAAAACUCUUCGUAGAGUUCACAGUGAGAAGCACAUUCAGACGGAAAACAGAAGCAGGGGGAGAUGUCAGACGAGAACCAUUCAAACUUUUGUUCAGGACAAGAUCAGGGAAUAGAAAAAACUCAGAGUUUAGUUUCUGACACUGAUGAAAGUCCAGCUCUGUUACUUUGAACUUUGUUUUUGAAUCUUUGUGUGAAAAUCUGAAUUUUAUGGUUUAUCUUAACUUUUCUGAAGCCUUGCUGUGUUUAGACUGAAAUAUUUACCUCUCAAAGACGUGAUAUUUUUGGUUCAGCAAAGUGAAAAUAUUCAGAACAUCCUUUAUCUCCCAUCCGUCCUGAAGUCGCUGACAUUUUCUGAAAAUAUUGAGCUGCAUCUACAAUUAGUAAAAAAGUCUCUGAGUUUGUUUUUCACUAUUUCAUGUGCUUUUGAAUUCACUUUUUCAAACUGACUUCCUGUUUGGUUCAGCUCUUUGGAGCGUCACUUUUCUUUGAUUCAUACUUUCCAAACCUUUCCCCUGAACUCUACAGAUUUAAGACAUCAGGAUUCAAACUCGAUCAUUGUCGUCUAAAAUCUAAUUAUUUCCUCUUUAUUUAGGUUGUGGGGCUGCAGUUUGACAAAGAUCAGCUGUUCUUCUCUGGCCUCAGCUCUGAAGUUCAACCCCUCUCAUCUGAAUACUCUGGACCUGAGAUACAACAAGCUGCAGGAUUCAGACAUGAAGCUGCUGUGUGAUCUUCAGGAGAGUCCAGACUACAGACUGGAGACUCUGAAGUCAGUAUAGAGUUGGAGUUAGUCUGUGCUGAUCUCUCCUGUUCCUCUCCACACAGUAUCUCAGCAGAUAUUCAGUAUUUCCUGCUGACUCUUCGACACUCUCAGAGGAUUAUUUCUUUAGUGAAGCUGUGAGAACAGAAAUCAUCAAACCAGGAGUGUAAGAGUGUCAGUCAUGAAAAAAGUGUCUCCUCGUCUCUAUAUUUCAGAUCAAAUGUAGAAAUGAGACAUAAUGAAACAGAAAUGUUCAGUUUCUGCUCUGAAGUCCAGUUUAUAGUUCUCUGUAUUCAACACAGACUUUAUUUCUCUGCUAACUUGUUGAUUUUGAGCUCUAAGUCUGAAAACAGACAGCUGUUCUUUAUACUUGUUAUUUUCACAGCAGGUUUGUUCGAUCAGCUUUAACACAUUUGACAGGAAGGAUUUCUUUAUUUUGAUGAUGUUGGUUUAUUUUUGAGGAAACCUGCUGCUGUACACCAUCACUUCUGGUCUGAGCAGGACUGGAACCUGCUGGUCUGUAAACUGGAUGUUCUUCAGUCCAGCUGAUGAAGUGAGUCUCAGAGUGGAAACACUGAUCGUCUUUUUUCUCUACUCAGAUGGUGGCCAAAACUGUCAGAGUGA